UCUUCGCUCUUAAUUCUCUCAGAAACAGGCACGAUUUGCAGUGGAGACGCGGCGCACUCGAAACAAGAAACAAACUCUUGCAAUUGAAACCAUGUUUUUUGUUUUCACGUCGACGUGCAAAGUGCUCUGCUUCGCCAGCUACGUCGCCGCCAAUUUCCUUCCACUUUCCGCCGCCGCCGCCGCCCCCGACUCGUCGGCCGAGGACGAUUUUCAAAAGUUGCAGCGAAAUGAGAGCAGCAGUUUGCACGAAAGGGCCCGAAAGGUGCUGGAGCUGACCUGGCGCACGACGACGACGCGGCCAGGGUGGCGCCGCGAAAAAAGGUCCGACGACGGCGACGUCAUCGACUCGCGCCGCGGACCCUCGCGCAAGAUCUUCCGCCUCACGGGUCGCGUGGAACUUUCACCGCGGCGCCUUCUGGAGGAACUUUUCCACAAAAUCGAGCAAGUGCCCGCCUGGAAUCCGACCGUCGCCAAAUCACAAGUUCUCCAGAAAAUCGACGAGAACACGGACAUUACUUACCAAGUGACGGCGAAAAUCGCGGCCGGCAUCAUUUCGAGCCGAGACUUUGUCGUUUUGCGGCAGUGGGCAGAGAAGGAGGGACACUUCAUCGCCGCCGCCAGAUCCACCUCCAACAACUUCAAACCCGAGCAGGACGGAAUCAUCAGGGCGCACAGCGGCCCCGGUUGCUGGUUGAUCAGUCCGAUCGAGCACGAGCCGGACGCGUGCAAGGUGCAGUGGUUGAUGGACACGGACCUGAAGGGCUGGUUGCCGCGCGUGGCCGUCGACAGGGCCAUCCCUCGCGCCAUGGAGGACUUCAUGCGCCACCUCAGGUCGCACGUGCGCACCCUCAGGGGCCGUUGAUGAAUUGCAUUGCGAUCGUUUUUAACUUUGAGAUCUCAAAAUAUUUUAAAAAGCAGUGCUUUGAUUGUUGAAAGAAAGAAAGAAAGUUUAUUGCUUGUACAAAACUAACAAAUACAUAUAAAAAUAAUAUUUACAAGUGA
Neocloeon triangulifer is the source of this 1002-nucleotide messenger RNA. Its product is annotated as steroidogenic acute regulatory protein, mitochondrial-like. The coding region runs from base 92 to 862 and encodes 256 amino acids. The record is from RefSeq and is a predicted model, not a curated record. Gene Ontology annotation, molecular function: lipid binding. Lineage: Eukaryota; Metazoa; Arthropoda; Insecta; Ephemeroptera; Baetidae. The transcript is spliced from 5 exons.